Haliotis rufescens (red abalone) is the source of this 2299-nucleotide messenger RNA. RefSeq lists its product as uncharacterized. Gene Ontology annotation, biological process: DNA integration. Bases 50 to 1486 code for a protein of 478 amino acids. The record is from RefSeq and is a predicted model, not a curated record. Gene Ontology annotation, molecular function: nucleic acid binding. The transcript has 2 exons. NCBI's taxonomy places the organism in Eukaryota, Metazoa, Mollusca, Gastropoda, Lepetellida, Haliotidae.
AAACACAUCCAUCAGAGCCCCUUUGGUGAGCAUCCAGACGUCGCAGCCAAUGGAACUGGUCUGCAUGGACUUCUUGACUCUGGAGCCAUCCAAGGGUGGUCAACAGUAUGUGUUGGUCAUUACUGACCAUUUUACCCGGUACGCUCAAGCCUAUCCGUGUCGGAAUACAUCAGCCAAGACGACAGCAGACUUGUUUUUCAACAACUUUGUCAUCCAUUAUGGUCUACCCAAGAGGAUUCAUUCCGACAAAGGAGCCAAUUUUGUUGGUAAGCUGAUGACAGAGCUGUGCCUGCUGCUUGGGAUCGAUAAGUCGUCCACAACACCCUACCAUCCCAUGGGUAAUGGGAUGUGUGAACGAUUCAACCGGACCCUAUGUGAUAUGUUGGGAACUCUGGAACCAGACGCCAAGAGGGACUGGAAGGCUCAUGUUGGACCCUUAGUCCAUGCAUACAAUUGCAUUCGACAUGAGUCUACCGGACAUUCCCCCUUCUUCCUUAUGUUUGGGCGUUGCCCAAGACUUCCAGUGGAUCUAGCAUUUGGACUUGACAUCCAGCCAAGCAAGCCCAAGUCACUGCAGCAGUACACAAAGUCAUUAAGAGAACGACUCCAAGAGGGAUACCAUCUAGCUUCACAGAACAGCAAGGAAGCACAGCAGGAUCAGAAGACCUACUUUGAUAAGAAGGCAAGAGCAGCAAUUAUAGAGACUGGUGACCGAGUUCUGGUUAAAACCGUCGCCUUUGAAGGAAGACACAAACUAGCAGACAGGUGGGAAGGUGACAUAUACACAGUUCUUCGUCAGCCGAACCCCUCCAUCCCUGUCUAUGUGGUCGGAAAGGAGAAUGGUGAAGGUAGGAAGAGAGUGUUACACCGGAAUCUUCUACUUCCCAUUGGUGCACUCCCUGUACCGGAUCCACCAGCACCAGAACCACCGAGACCUAUCCCGAAACCAAGAAUAUCAAAGAGACUUGCUAUUCCAGUCAAGGAACCAGAGGAUGACGAGUCAGACAUAUAUUUCCCUUCGUCUGAGCCGUCAGUGUCAGCUGCGGAUACAGCUGAUAGGCCAACUGAGGCUAGAGCAGAAGUUGAAGAUUCUGCAUUGGACGAAGAUGAUUUAGUUGGAGAUGCAGUUGGGAGCCAGCCAGAUCAGCCUGAAGAUAUUUCAGCUGAGGUUGAUCCUGCUGCAGAGGAGAUAUCAGAUGUGGAGACCACUGACGCAGAUCCGGGUGCAGCCCCAGAAGAACCUGCCAAUGUGGAAGAUGAUCCUGAGUUAGCUGAAGAUGUGCCGGCACAGCAACCCAGAAGAUCAGGGAGGACUCGGACACAGCCACGGUGGAUGUCUAGCGGUGAGUAUGUCAUGUCUGCAGUUCCGCAUCCCGACUGGAGGAACAGAGCUGAGUAUCUCAGUUCUCUUAUCAACGCUGGAGUGCUUGCCAACGACAGUACUGAUGUACAGAAUGCAUUUCUCUCCCUUGUUUUAGGCAGAUGAUGAGGACAUCAUUUUCAUGCCGGGGGGAAGUGUGUAGCAGGUGUAUAUAUUUGUAUUUUAGUCUUUUUGUAAAUAAAUCUAUUUCAAGUUUUGUUUCUGUUGAACUUUAUUCAACAGAGGUGUGUGUUUGUUUUUAUCCCAUCAUUCUAAGUCAAGGCCUCAGUGAUCAAUCACAACCCAAGCUCAACUACAUUCUUUGUCCAGCCCUCUGCUGAUCAAUCACACCCCAAGCGAUCCUGUGAUUGGCCACAUUCAAACUUUACCUUCUUGCUCUGACUAACUCCAUAUUGCCACCUUCACUAUGCACUGCACUGGGAGUAUUCAUAGAUCACCACAAAAGGUUAGUUUAUAAUUUAUCGUUAUUUCUAAAUAGUAUUAAAUAGUAAUCAAAGAUUAGGCAUUAUAAAUAAGCAUCUCAGAAGUAAUUAUAUUUACAUUGAAUCACAUAUUUCUAUUAAUGUUGAUGUUUUGAAUGAAUGUGGUUUAGAGGCUGAACUUUAAACCUAAGCUUUAGUGUAUUUUAAUAUUAUCUUGUAUACAUGCCAAGUUAUAUCUACAUUAAUGGAAUUGCACCAACUAUGCAUUUUGUUAUUCAUUUCAUUGUAUUUAGUCACUCUAAGUAUUUAUUCCUGCUCUUUCUUCUGCAGGACAUAGCAUGAAUGGUGACAUUUCAAGGGUAACACGUUUUACACCCUUGUGCCACACAUAGGGGUGACUAUCGUGAUUAUAAUAAACAUAAGCCUCACACCCCGUAGCCGUCUUGGUGUCAUCUGUUUAAAAUAAUGGAUAAAGCCAAGAAAACCCGGUUACAAU